AUGUCCGUCAACGAGGGUGCCGACUUCAAAAUUGAAGAUGGGGAUCACGGCACAGGACUUCCGGCAGCACCCUCUGGCAGUGGACAGACCUUGCAUUUAGCGGGCUGUAUUGUUGCCAACGAAGCGAAGGGCCAAGAAGAAUAUGCGCAAAUGAGAGAGGAUUUCACAGCUUUCUUCGAAAACAAUCCAAUCCACGAGCUGUAG
Penicillium alfredii is the source of this 204-nucleotide messenger RNA. RefSeq lists its product as uncharacterized. The transcript has 2 exons. NCBI's taxonomy places the organism in Eukaryota, Fungi, Ascomycota, Eurotiomycetes, Eurotiales, Aspergillaceae. Bases 1 to 204 code for a protein of 67 amino acids. The record is from RefSeq and is a predicted model, not a curated record.